CUGUCUGGCUGGCAGAUGCAGUGCCUAGUCCCCAGCCCCCAGGACAACGCCAACAUGAACGGGACGUCCGAGCAGGCCGACAUCCUGCCGCCAAACUGCAUGGUCAAAGACCGAUGGAAAGUGCUGAAGAAGAUCGGUGGGGGCGGGUUCGGGGAGAUCUACGAGGCCUUGGACCUGCUGACGCGGGAGAACGUGGCGCUGAAGGUGGAGUCGGCCCAGCAGCCCAAACAGGUGCUGAAGAUGGAGGUAGCCGUGCUGAAGAAGCUGCAGGGUAAAAACCACGUCUGUAAGUUUAUCGGCUGCGGGAGAAACGACAAAUUCAACUACGUGGUCAUGCAGCUUCAGGGCCGUAACCUGGCUGACCUGCGGAGGAGUCAACCCAGAGGAACCUUCACCAUGAGCACCACCCUGCGGCUCGGGAAGCAGAUCCUGGAGUCCAUCGAAGCCAUCCACUCCGUGGGCUUCCUGCACCGAGACAUCAAACCGUCAAACUUUGCGAUGGGCCGGCUUCCCUCCACCUUCAGGAAGUGUUACAUGCUGGACUUCGGUCUGGCGCGGCAGUACACCAACACCACCGGAGAGGUCCGACCGCCGAGGACGGUGGCAGGUUUCAGAGGGACGGUCCGCUACGCUUCAGUCAACGCUCAUAAAAACAGGGAAAUGGGUCGCCAUGACGACCUGUGGUCAUUGUUUUACAUGUUGGUGGAGUUCGCUGUUGGACAGCUGCCGUGGCGAAAGAUCAAAGAUAAGGAACAAGUCGGUCAGAUCAAAGAGCGCUUUGAACAUCGGAUGCUGCUCAAACACAUGCCUGCCGAGUUUAAUACCUUCCUGGAGCAUGUCCAGAGCCUGGACUACUACACCAAACCAGACUACCAGCUGCUGAUGUCGGUGUUCGAGAACAGCAUGAAGGAGCGAAUCAUCACCGAGAACGAGCCUUUCGACUGGGAGAAGGGAGGAAGUGAUGUCACGCUGUCGACCAGUGCCUCUACCCAACCACAGCACAACACCCGACCCACUGCCGCCAUGGUGGGAGCCAUCGUGACGCCGGUUCCUGGAGAUCUUCAGCGGGAGAACACCGACGACGUUCUGCAGGAUGAACAUCUCAGUGAUCAGGAGAACGCCCCUCCGGCCCCGCCCAGUCGACCCCCCGGGGAGACGGGCGUCCAGCACGCCGGAGAGCCGGGAGAGGCCUGGGAGGACACUGACUUCAACCGCAACAGACUCAGGAUCAGCCUGAACAAGGGGGCUCAGGAGGAGGAGCCAGGCCGGGCUGUAUGUCCGGUGUCGCCGGUUCGAGGCGGAGCCCCAGAGUCACCGACAGGUCAGGGUCGGUCUUUACGGUACCGCCGGGUCAACAGCCCCGAAUCUGACCGCUUGUCUGCUGCCGAGGGCCGAGCCGACGCCUACGGACAGAGGUCUAGGAUGGACAUGCUCGGCUCUCCGUCUCGUCACGUCUACUCCUCCCAGCCAGCCCAGAUGCUGUCGGUCGACCCCGGUUGCCGCGGCGAUCGUCAGGUCAGCGGCCGACAGGAGGUGUCGGUGGCGUCCGUGGACCAGGAGGCGCACAGCAACGCCUUCAUACGCUCCGUCCCGUUGGCCGAGGAGGAGGACUUCGACAGCAAAGAGUGGGUAAUCAUCGACAAAGAGACGGAGUUACGAGACUUCCAACCAACCACAUCAGGGACGACUGAUGAGGAGCCGGAGGAGCUCCGCCCCCUGGAGGAGCAGGAGGAGAGGAGGAGGCUCAGAACCGGAGGGGCGGAGCUGGUGGUUCGUCCAAAGACUCACACCAGGGAGGGCAGUCGAGGGAUGCUAACGCUAACGGAGGAGGAGGCGUCGAGGAGGAGUGGCGGGAGCCCCGCCCAGUCGCCCUGUCACUCGCUGCCGUCAGGACGCCCCCGCCGGAGGGAGUCGGAGCCCAUUGGACCUCAGAGACCGGUGUUGUCGCCCACGGAGCAGAGCACCCCGUUGCCGCCCUCCCCAGACUACCGGACAAAGGGCCAGGGUGACGAGAAGGAACAUUUCCACAUCCUUCCUCAGCUCCAGGCUAAGAGGGCUGACUUCCUUACCGUCAUGUUGACUGGUACCUUGCCUCAGCGCCGGAGCUUUGCCACGCCAGACGAAGAAGUCCCAGAGCCCCUUGGGCCAAAGGAUGACGACGUCACGAAGAGUGAGUCAAACAGUGAGGCCAGUCAGAAAAGUACCGAACGUAGCCAGGAAGCUGCACCUUCCACACUCAUGGCUGAGGACCAGAGGGCACAGCGGGAGCAUGCCUCAGCCGCUGAUGCAGACCCUGACCUGGAGGACGCAUCCAAAACCCUUGUCCUCUUCUCACCUGGAGACACUCGCAAGUCUCCAUCCGGUGGUGAUCAUGGGCUAGAGGCUGAACUGGCAACACCGUCUGCCCUCACUUCCCGUAAUGACCGCCUCCUGGUCGCGGAGGCAGUUCAGCCUGAACCUUCUGAGACUGGCCGUCUGUCCCCGGCUCUCAGGUCAGACCUGAGGCCGUCCACUCCCAUCGCUCCAGCAUCACCUCCCUUCACCAAAGUUGAGCGCACUUUCAUCCACAUUGCAGAGACAUCACACCUCAAUGUCAUGUCUUCCAAUGGACACUCUGCCAAGGACAGUGACCGGGAAGUCUUUGCUAUCAUGAAGGAAUCACCUGUAGAAGAUGACACGCGUGAGCACGGCAGAGCUCCAGUGACAGAAGAGACUCCAGAGGUACUAGACCAAACUGCACCAGUUGACAAACACCCCAAAACUGAGAAUGGUCCAUCAACUGUCCUGGCUCAGUCUUUGGAGCCUGUCCUGGAAGCAAUGUCACCAGUUCAUGAAUUUAAAGAUCUGUCACAGGAACAGCCAUUAUCCAGUGACGAAGCUGCAAAACUUAAGACAACUGGAGAAGAACUGCCAGCUGCCAUAAAGCCCAGAAUCCGAAGCCGAAUCCCUGUACUCAUUUCUGAAGAGGACUCAGGCUCAGAGCAGUCCUCAUCCCUCUCAGCUCGGGCUCGGAUUCAGCAGCGGGCCAGGCAGCUGGACUUGGCCCGACUGUUGGUCCAGAAGCAACAGGGUCGCUGGAUGAGGAGGAGGAUGUUGUCUGGGACGUCAUCAUCAUUGUCCUCUGGGGAUGAUGAACGUCGGAGGGCUUCUGAAACCCUAUCCACCACCGGCUCAGAGGAGGACACGCAUACCUCAGACGAGUCCAGGAGGAGCUCCCGCCUCAAACCAACUGAAGAGCAAGGUUCUAAGGAGUGCAGGAGCAGGAUCCCCAGGCCCGUCACCCCCAUAAAGAGGCCUUCAGGGGGACUUGCUGCUGCUGCUCCUUCUCCUCUCUCCUUGCCAGACUCCAGCACCACCAAAGGAGCACCAUCCUUCGCAAACGGGAAUCAGAAAAUAGGACUUAGCACUCUCAACACCCAACGGAAAUCCAAACCUGUCUCUCCCAGGUCCUCCUCAUCAUGUCCCCGUCCCUCUGGCCCUGCCCCAUCUGGCAGCCCUCGAAUGCCCCUGCGAGUCCUGUUUGGUACCCGACGCAGCCUUAGCUCCACCCACUGCAGAACUGACAGCCCCUCCCCUCAAAGAGUAUGUCCGUCCCGGCAGCCCCUCUCAGUCCGAGCCCCAACCGUCCCCAUGCUACCACCCAGGACUACAACAACCAUGAGACGCAGCGCCUCCCAGGAAGCCACCGCCCAGUCCUGCUCUGGCACCAUGCCCACCAGGACCAGGCCAAAGCCAGGUGGUGUGAGUAAGGGGAAACCGAAUGCCAGGGAGAAGGUGGUGCCCGCUAGAUAAUACAAAGAGACUCAUCGCUGAGACAUGUUUGUGUAUAAUCAGUCUUCGGACAAGCUACGCCUCAAAGGUUUUCCAUAUUAGACUAUGACCUCCUUCAGUUCAUUUAAUAUGGACUUCUUAUUUUUUCCAAGGACAGCUUACUGAACUAUCUUCAUGGGCUUCCAGUAAUCCUGACUGACUGUCGUGCAGGAGCAUUGCUGCCAUGGUGCUAUGGAUACGUCUGCUGCUCCCAGGUCAAUCCCUGAUUUAACUGGUUCCUGGAGCUGAGGAUCAUGGCCUCCAACAAGUCCAGUUUCAGAGACUCACCUCUCACAGUCCUCCCUGCUUGUCCACAGCUAUACUACUCCUCUAUUGACAGUACCCUGCUUGGUUCACAUUGCAUGGUGAAGUAUAUCACAAAUACAUUGAGUCUGUAGAGGGAAAACAAGAUGUACAAAAAUCUGUAUCUCAAAAUUAUUUGAUAUAGUUCUCCCCUUUCUAUUGGCCAAAAAAAUAAGAUCAAAUUGGACUGGUUUGAAUGCCCGAACUAUGUUAAUAUGGUAAGAGAUUCCUAACUAUAUCCUGUACUCGUUAUAGUCUUGGAUAAAGAGAAGAGUUGGAUGUGAACACAAGAUAAAUCGCUCAGCUGCUCGCCUCCUCCUCAUGGUGUGACAAUGGGCAUGCUUUAAUCAUUCUAUUUUCUGGGUGUUUUUAUUUUGUUUAUGCUCUGAAUUGUAUAUAAUAGAAUCAUUUCCCAUAAAGACAUCUUUAUUUUUAUCUUGCCAAGCGAAGUGUAAAUUUGAAGUCCUUAACCUUCUGUUCCAAAGUGUUGGCACUAUGCCUGUUUUUUACGCAUGAGAAAAACAGGGUUAACCAUGAGAGGAAGUUAUACCUGCUUGGAUUCUGCUGACAGUGCAAAGAUCUGCUGCUUG
Molecule: messenger RNA, 4703 nt
Organism: Toxotes jaculatrix (banded archerfish)
Lineage: Eukaryota; Metazoa; Chordata; Actinopteri; Toxotidae
Gene: ttbk1a
Product: tau tubulin kinase 1a
Exons: 15
Coding region: 16-3792 (1258 amino acids)
Biological process (GO): peptidyl-serine phosphorylation; peptidyl-tyrosine phosphorylation; signal transduction
Cellular component (GO): nucleus; cytoplasm
Molecular function (GO): ATP binding; protein serine/threonine kinase activity
Source: RefSeq, a predicted model, not a curated record